GUGCCCUGAGCAGCCGAAGCGGGGAAGUUGAGCUCUGCGGCUGUGAGCAGGAGGCGGUAGUAGAUCAUCAGCACGUGAUCUGGCUAGAUUGAGGCCCAUGAGCGGCGGCACCUUCGCUCAGCAACGCUCACUCUACUCCAACUACAAGCAUGGCGCUGCACGCCGACGUCGGCUGGAGCGUCCUGGCAGGGCUCGCAGGCCUCGUGGCGGCGCUCGUGCUGCUGGAGCGCAUCCGCACGCCCGCGGCUCUGCGGCGCUACCCGGCGUACCCGCCCGGCGCCGGGCUCAGCUCGCUGCCGCACCUGCUGCUCGAUCUCUGGCACCCGCAAGGCGUCUCGGCUGGGCUGGUCGAUGCGCACGCUCGGCUACGGAGCAGCGUCCUGCGGACCGGCCCGAAGCGCUUGCAUCUCUCGACCGCGAGCGCACAGGUGCUCAAGGACAUCGGCUCGCUCGACAAGGCGCCAGCUUACGCCGCCUUUGACCUGGGAUCAGCGACGGUCUUCAGCUCUCGCAGCCGUGCAGAUCACGGCGCCCGAGCAUCCGUCGUCGCCUCGCUGUUCACCAAGACGGCGGUGCGCGACAAGGCCGACGUCGUCAGCGACGCAGUCCACGCCACGCUCGACGUGCUCGACAAGAAAGUCGGUAGCGGCACAGCGCAGGUCAAUCUGCUGGCCCUCUUCCGCGCCUUUGCCAUCGAUGUCGCAGCCACGCUGUACUGUGGCAAGACGUACGGCGCUACGCAUGCGCUGCGGCACGGCGAUUUCAUGUCGACGGACAUCGGCCUGAUCCAUGAUCACUUCAACGAGGCGGUGCCGCUCGGGCUCUGGAGCCCUGCCUAUGGGCCGAAGCUGCGGACAGCGCAUGAGAAGCUGACGACGGCUUGGCGCAAAGUGUCGCCAGCCAAAUCGAAAGCUGUGCACGAGCAAGACAAGCUCACCGCAGCGCUGGCGCACUACGAGGCCUUCGUCGACGGCGCGGUGAGCUCGCCGGACGCCGCCUACCCCGCCGCGAUGGCUCGCGCUCCGGCGUAUGCUCAGCUCGACGCAACGGAGCAGCGAGCGGCAAUCAGCGUCGAGUGCUACGACCUGCUCUUCGCGGCAAGCGAGAGCCUCGCCGCGACGCUUGCAGUCGGUCUGCUGCGACUGCACACAGCCGAGGCCUCGUCGUCUCUGGAGCGCGUGCGCUCAGCGCUCCAGGCUCAGGGCAGCGGCGAAGAGCAGCUGCUCCAGGCCACCGUCAACGAGUGCCUGCGUGUCACCUCUCCGGUGCCGCGCGCUCUCGAUCGCAUCGUGGGAGCCAAGGGCCUCAGACUGGAUGACGGCACCUUCCUGCCUGCCGGCACCGUCAUCGGCAUUGGCCAGCAGGCACUGCAUCAGCCAGACACGCCCUUCUCGCUGUCCAAGUGGCUCGACGAGGAUGGGGCGCCUGCGUCAAUCGCGUUCGGUCUGCCCGGCGCGCCCUCCCGCGCCUGCCUGGCCAGAGCGCUCGCCGAGGAGGAGCUCCGACAGAUGCUCGCGGCCUUUCUGCGGCGCUUCGAGGUCGUGCAGCCCGUACUGCCGCGCGGACGGGACAUGUUCAACGUGGGCUUCCCGCGUGGCCUCGUUGCGGCGCAAGUGUCAAGGCGGAGGGCAUGACGCAGAAAUUGUGCAUUACAGCCUUCACCAGCGCGUACCGAUUAGACGUGGUCGAACUCGCCCUUCUCGCGACGCAGCAGGGUCAUGCACGCAAUGAUCGCAGAGCCGACACUGUGGAGCGAUGUAAGCGACAGUCAGGCGCAGCAACGGCCUCGACGCGACGCACCCGCUGCCGUCCUCGGCCUGGUGGCU
Tilletiopsis washingtonensis is the source of this 1826-nucleotide messenger RNA. RefSeq names its product cytochrome P450. The coding region runs from base 150 to 1634 and encodes 494 amino acids. The record is from RefSeq and is a predicted model, not a curated record. The transcript is spliced from 2 exons. Gene Ontology annotation, molecular function: heme binding; oxidoreductase activity, acting on paired donors, with incorporation or reduction of molecular oxygen; iron ion binding. NCBI's taxonomy places the organism in Eukaryota, Fungi, Basidiomycota, Exobasidiomycetes, Entylomatales.